AUGCGUCUCGACUAUGUACCCAACCCUCCAACAAACCUCUCCCCAGAGGACCAAGAGGUGCUGGAGCGGGUCAAAGCACGCCGGGGUGCCAUGGGCCUGAUUUCGCUGGAUUUAACUCUUUUGCAUGCUCCCAAGAUCGCAGAUGGGUGGAACGCCCUCCUCGGCGCGGUGCGGACAAAGAACUCCCUGCCAGACGACAUCCGCGAGAUCGCCAUCUGCCGUCCUGCCUUGAUCAACCGUGCCUGGUUCGAAUGGAAUGCUCAUGCCCCAAUCCUCUCGAAAUCUCCUGGCUUUUCGGAAGAGAAAUUGUCGGUGGUGAAACAGCUGCACCCGACCUCCAAGGGAGCGCUCGAUGACCGUCAAUGGGCCGUCUUGAGAUAUGCGGACGCCAUGACUCGAGAGGUCACUGUCCCCCAGAGCCUGUUUGACGAAGUCAAGGCCGCAGGUUUUAGUAACCAGGAGAUAGUUGAGAUUACGGCUACGGUUGCGAGUUACAACAUGGUCAGCCGGUUUUUGGUGGCACUGGAUAUUGGUGAGGCCAACGACAAGGCUCCAGAAGGGCUCAAAUAG
Fonsecaea nubica is the source of this 570-nucleotide messenger RNA. RefSeq lists its product as hypothetical. NCBI's taxonomy places the organism in Eukaryota, Fungi, Ascomycota, Eurotiomycetes, Chaetothyriales, Herpotrichiellaceae. The record is from RefSeq and is a predicted model, not a curated record. The transcript is spliced from 2 exons. Bases 1 to 570 code for a protein of 189 amino acids.